AUGGAGACUAAAACACUGCCGCUUUACUCUCAGAGUCAGCUUGAGCAACACAACACUCGCGAUGACUGUUGGGUCUCGCUGCAUCACCGCAAGAUCUACAACGUAACCUCGUUCCUCGACGAACACCCUGGUGGUGCAGAGCUGAUCGAGGAGUACGCCGGCAAGGACGUGACCGAGAUCAUGAAGGAUGGCCCCACCCACGAGCAUUCUUACGUGGCGUACGAAGUGCUUGACGAAGAGUAUCACGUGGGAUACCUGGCCACGCCGGAAGAGGAGAAGAAGCUGCUGGGCAACCCUGAGCACCCGGUCGAGGUCAAGCUCGAGGAGGACUACGACUCGACCGUCUUCGUGCCCGAGGUCCCUCCCGAGGAGAAGCUUAGUAUCGUUACCGACUACACCAAGGACUAUGGCCGCCACAAGUUCUUGGAUCUUAACCGCCCGCUGCUCAUGCAGAUGCUAACUUCAGACUUCAGUAAGGAGUUCUACCUGGACCAGGUGCACCGUCCUCGCCACUACGGUCGCGGCUCUGCCCCACUUUUCGGCAACUUUUUGGAACCUCUCUCCAAGACCGCGUGGUACGUGAUCCCACUAGUCUGGUUCCCUGUCGUGGUUUAUCACAUGUACACUGCACUGCAGAACAUGAACAACGUGCUGGCCGUGUUUCUGUUCUGCCUGGGAGUGUUCGUGUGGACCCUCAUCGAGUACGGAUUGCACCGCUUUCUGUUCCACUUGGACUUCUACUUGCCUAGGAACCAGGUCGCAUACACCGUGCACUUCCUUCUCCAUGGUGUCCACCACUAUUUGCCUAUGGACCGCUACAGACUGGUGAUGCCUCCAACUCUUUUCGUCGUGCUGUGCACACCUUUCUACAAGUUGGUAUUCGCGCUUUUGCCUAAGUACUGGGCUUGCGCUGGCUUCGCGGGCGGCAUGUUCGGCUACAUGUGCUACGAUCUGACCCACUACUUCUUGCACCACGCGAAGUUGCCCAGCUACAUGCGUAAGCUGAAGAAGUACCACAUGGAGCACCACUACAAAAAUUACGAAUUAGGAUUUGGUGUUACCUCGUGGUUCUGGGACAAGGUAUUUGGCACCUACCUGGGUGACAACGCUCCUUUGUCGCAAAUGAAGUUUGACUGA
Messenger RNA from Lachancea thermotolerans CBS 6340, 1137 nucleotides. It is a transcript of the gene SCS7, whose product is annotated as fatty acid alpha-hydroxylase. Gene Ontology annotation, molecular function: iron ion binding; fatty acid 2-hydroxylase activity; heme binding. The record is from RefSeq and is a predicted model, not a curated record. Lineage: Eukaryota; Fungi; Ascomycota; Saccharomycetes; Saccharomycetales; Saccharomycetaceae. Gene Ontology annotation, cellular component: membrane; endoplasmic reticulum. Gene Ontology annotation, biological process: lipid biosynthetic process; fatty acid metabolic process. The transcript has a single exon. The coding region runs from base 1 to 1137 and encodes 378 amino acids.